AGAGUGAGGUGAAGCAGAGCCGAGUGGGGGAAAAUAGAAGGAAAAAGAUCAGGUGUAGUUUUGUUCCGCUGAAAGUAAUUUCAGCGUUUCUAAAUUUCUUUUUUCUCACCACAUUCCUGCUAAGGAGGCAGCUCUACAAAGAUGAAAUACAUCAUAGGCAUCGGAGGCGUCACCAACGGUGGCAAAACCACCCUGACCAAGAGAAUCAUCAAGGCGCUCCCCAACUGCUGUGUGGUCCAUCAGGAUGACUUCUUCAAGCCACAAGAUCAAAUAGAAGUCGGGGAAGACGGCUUUAAACAAUGGGAUGUGUUGGACUCCUUGGAUAUGGAGGCAAUGGUGAGCACUGUGCGUGCGUGGAUUGAGAACCCAGUGAAGUUUGCCCGUUCCCACGGGGUGAAUGUCACGCCUGGCUCUAAAGAGCCAGCCUCCAAAGAUAUCCAUAUAUUGGUCAUUGAAGGCUUCCUGCUUUAUAAUUACAAACCACUGAUAGACCUAUUCGACAUACGCUACUACUUGGCAGUUCCAUACGAUGAAUGCAAAAGGAGGAGAAGUACACGUAACUACACUGUUCCUGACCCACCGGGUCUCUUUGAUGGACACGUCUGGCCCAUGUACUUAAAACACAGGAAAGAAAUGGAGGACAGCGGCGUUGAUGUCGUUUAUUUAGACGGACUGAAGUCUAGAGAUGAACUUUACAAUCAAGUCUUCGAAGAUAUUCAGAACAAGCUUUUAAAUUGCUUAUAGGGUCUCGGAAGACCUGAAAGACCCAUUUACAGAGUGAUGUAAAUAGUACUUAGAAGUCGGAAUGAGGGUUUAUUUGUGUAAACUCUUCUUGUACUGUCCUUUGGAAAGUAUCUUUUGUAUAUAAUUGAAAAAAUGAAGAUAACUUAUUCACAACUCUGUGAUGGACAGGUUUUUUUUUUAUUUUCUUAUUUUAUAUUCCACUGGCUUAAACAUAAGUUGGAAAUGCAUUUUUAUAACGGAACAAGUAGAGCUGCGUUAGGAAAACAACUGACUCUUCUGCUUAUGUGCUUCUGCAGAUAUUAAGUCUUUAAGUAAUGGCUUGUUUGUAAUGUCAUCUCUUAAAUUCAGUAAAAAUUAAUUUAAAAUCUCUUUCUUUUGAGGUCCUG
This is a messenger RNA of Aptenodytes forsteri (emperor penguin), 1130 nucleotides long. It is a transcript of the gene NMRK2, whose product is annotated as nicotinamide riboside kinase 2. The coding region runs from base 142 to 744 and encodes 200 amino acids. The transcript is spliced from 8 exons. The record is from RefSeq and is a predicted model, not a curated record. Gene Ontology annotation, cellular component: cytoplasm. Lineage: Eukaryota; Metazoa; Chordata; Aves; Sphenisciformes; Spheniscidae.